Molecule: messenger RNA, 1750 nt
Organism: Papaver somniferum (opium poppy)
Lineage: Eukaryota; Viridiplantae; Streptophyta; Magnoliopsida; Ranunculales; Papaveraceae
Product: probable polygalacturonase At1g80170
Exons: 9
Coding region: 62-1444 (460 amino acids)
Biological process (GO): carbohydrate metabolic process
Molecular function (GO): polygalacturonase activity
Source: RefSeq, a predicted model, not a curated record
CCGUGUCUAGUUUUGAAUUAUAAUAAUCCAUCACCAAAGAAACAUAAACAACUUUAAAAACAUGGAGAGAGUAUUCUUAAUCUUUUCCUUUCUUAUACUGUUCAUUGGAGCUCAUGUAGUAGUUGCAGAAGAGGUCAGACCUGACAAUUCAGUGAUUUUCGAAGAUGAGUUUAUAGGAAACCUUGAUAUUGAUCUUGAAGAUGAUAUUGAAGGAGAUUUUCUGGAGAUGCCAGGAUGGGAAAGCCGAGGUGGUGGUAAGGUUCUUGUGAAUGUAGAUAGUUUUGGUGCAGUUGGAGAUGGAAUCUCUGAUGAUACUCAGGCCUUUGUCAGUGCAUGGGAGAAAGUAUGUUCUACACAAAAAUCAGUUUUACUAGUGCCUGAACGAAAGAUCUAUCUUGUGAAUGCUACCAGAUUUAAGGGACCAUGUGCUGAUAAAUUAAUUGUUCGGAUAGAUGGAACAAUUGUAGCACCAGAUGAGCCAAAUAACUGGGAUAAACAGAACCCCAGGAUCUGGCUUAAUUUCUCCAAACUUAAGAGAAUAAGUUUUCAAGGUAAGGGUGUUAUUGAUGGCUCAGGUCAAAAGUGGUGGGAUUCAUCUUGCAAACGAAACACGACAAAUCCGUGCAGAGAAGCACCAUCGGCACUGACAAUCGACACUAGCUCGGCAGUGAAUGUGAAGGGUCUUACCAUACAGAACGGCCAACAAAUGAAUUUUGUCAUCUCUCACUGUGACAACGUGCGUAUAACCAAUGUCAAAGUCUCUGCACCAGGAACCAGCCCAAACACCGACGGUAUCCAUAUCACUAAAUCGACCAAUGUUGGGGUGCUGAACUGCAAAAUCGGAACAGGGGAUGAUUGUAUCUCCAUAGUUAAUGGAAGUACAGGAAUCAAGAUGAAGAAUAUUUACUGUGGCCCCGGCCACGGAAUCAGCAUAGGGAGCCUCGGAAAAGACAACAGCACAGGCGUAGUCUCAGGCGUGGUUGUGAACACAGCAUUUCUUAAGGGAACAACGAAUGGACUCAGGAUUAAAACCUGGCAGGGUGGGUCUGGGUUCGUUCGUGCAGUACGUUAUGAGAACGUGAGGAUGGAGGACGUUGCCAACCCUAUCAUCAUUGACCAGUUCUACUGCGAUUCGCCCAAGAGUUGCAAAAAUCAGACGUCAGCUGUGGAAAUUAGCCAAAUCGUAUACCGAAACAUCUCAGGAACAUCAAAGACGGCAAAGGCGAUGAAAUUUGCCUGCAGCGACACAGUACCUUGUAAAAACAUUGUCCUAAACAACGUAAACCUUGAAAGAGAAGAUGGAACAGCAGAGACUUACUGUAAUUCUGCGAUGGGCUUCCACUAUGGGAUGGUCCGACCUUCCGCUGACUGCCUGGCUGAUAAGAUACUAGAAACUUCACUCAUAAAGUCUUAUGAUAAAGAUCCCAUACACACUGAACUCUGAUCUAUCUCUCCUACAGGAACUUUAAUGAUAUCCUUUUAUCGAUAGGUUCCUAAACAAGAUAAGUAUUGUAACCUUCUCUUUUUUUGACAAGUAUUGUAACUGAUAUUUGGGUGGAAAAGGUCCAGUGGAUAAGGUUCUCCCCAAGACAAGUUUUAAGUAAAUACAGAGUUCAUAUAGUUAUAUAUAGAUGUUAUACUUCACGACAUGUAGUGAAAUAGAAGCAAAUAUAAGAUUCGUAUUACCUAAGAACAUUAUAGUGUAAUGAGAUUACAUGAUAUUUUUGCUACUCAUUUUUUCCUUUUCCUA